This is a messenger RNA of Eupeodes corollae, 985 nucleotides long. RefSeq names its product protein D3-like. The transcript has a single exon. Lineage: Eukaryota; Metazoa; Arthropoda; Insecta; Diptera; Syrphidae. The record is from RefSeq and is a predicted model, not a curated record. The coding region runs from base 128 to 778 and encodes 216 amino acids.
AAAGUAAUCUUUAAUACAAAUCUAAGCACACUCUUCCGAACAAUUUUAUUUUUUGUUUUUCAUCUUAUUAGCAUCCAAAUUCAAGUCUAAACUGAUGUUUUUUUUUUUUUAAAGAAAUUUCAUAAAAAUGAAUCUCUUUUCCACUCGCAAGCCGCUACGGAAGCUUUUGGAAUCUCUCAACCAAAUUAUAAAUCGAAACAAGGGCAUUUCUUGGUACUCAUCGAAGGUUACAGAAUCGUUCUCAAAACACGGAGUAGUACCAGAAAUCAUUCCAACAGCCCCCAAAGAACUCCUAAAAGUGACCUUUUCAUCUGGUGCUAGUGCAGAUGGUGGUAAUGAGCUCACCCCAACUCAAGUCAAGGAUCCACCUAAAAUCAACUUUCAAUGUGAUGCCAAUCAAUUCCAUGCACUUUGUUUAACAGAUCCGGAUUCUCCCAGCCGAGGGAGGCCAACCUUUCGUGAAUGGCAUCAUUGGUUGGUGGGAAAUAUUCCUGGAGAAGAUGUCAGCAAGGGUGAAGUUCUAUCCGCUUACAUAAGUCCUUGUCCACCGAGAACAUCAGGCAAACAUCGAUAUAUUUUCCUCGUCUAUAAACAAAGCAAAAAGCUUACAUUUGAUGAACCUCGUUUGGGUAAUACUCGAAGCAACAAUCGAGAGUGUUUUAGUGUGAAGAAAUUUGCUGAAAAAUACCAACUUGGUAAUCCCAUAGCAGGAAAUCUAUUCAUUGCGGAAUGGGAUGAAUAUGUUGAGAAAAUAUACGAAGAUUUAUCCAAGUUGUAACUUACUAGCUAUUCUUAUUUUUAAAUAAAGAGAUUAAAAUAAAACGAACGUUUUUUAUUUUAUAAAAACCAGUCAAAAAUUUUGUAAUUCUCUACAAGCAACGGGGGUAUAUUUUAAUAUAAAAAAGAACAUACAUUGUAUAAAUAUUAAAUAAUAAUAAUUAAUUAAACUUUCUAAAAAAAAAAACGUUCAACGCUGAACUUACUA